UACCUUCACACACUACACAGAAGAAGAAUGGGAGAACAAGUAGUACUAAUCUCGUCAAGCAUUGUUCGACCCGUAAACAAACCCGGGUCGGACCGAACUAAGAUCCAUCUUACUCCAUUUGAUCUCAAUCUUCUUCACAUCGGCUCUCCUCAAAGAGGUCUUCUCUUUCCCAAACCCAAUCCUGACUUCCACGUCAUCUCUCGACUAAAGGCUUCUCUCUCUCUAGCCCUAGAGAUAUACUUCCCUUUCGCUGGUCGUCUUGUAAAAGUUGAGAAUCUUGAAGACAACACGGUGUCGUUUCUCAUAGACUGCGAUGGCUCUGGAGCUAGGUUUCACCACGCCGAAGCUAAAACUAUCUCGGUGAGUGACCUACUUCAACCUGAUGGCUCUGUUCCUGAUUUUAUGAAACAGCUCUUUCCAGCUGACGAUUUUAAGAACUGUGAUGGAGUUACUAAGCCCUUGCUUGUUUUACAAGUCACCGAGAUGAAGGACGGUAUCUUUAUCGGUUACUGUUACAACCACCUGGUGGCAGAUGGUGUUUCCAUGUGGGGUUUCAUCAACACUUGGUCCAAGAUUUGCUCGAGUGGUUCUUCAAGCUUCGUUCAUAAGCCUAUUGUUCUCAAGAGAUGGUUUCUUGAAGGGAUCCAUUACCCUAUCCAUAUCCCUGUUUCAGAGGCCGAGAGGCCACGACCAAGCCGUGAACUGCCCAUUACAAAAGAUAGGGUGUUUCAUUUCACAAAAAAGAAUAUUUCAGAUCUCAAAGCUAAAGCCAACAGCGAGGUUGGCUCAAGUGACAUAACCAUCUCUUCUCUUCAAGCGGUUACGGCUCAUAUGUGGCGGUCAAUUAUAAGACACAGUGGUCUAAGCGGAGGAGAGACGCAGUACAAAGUAGUGGUGGACGUGAGGCAGAGGGUAAACCCUCCGCUUGAGGAAGAUUGUUUUGGGAAUAUGAUAUAUAUUCAACAAGCUAUAGCCACUGUGGAAGAGCUGCUUAAUCGUGGCUUGGGUUGGGCUGCUUUGCAAAUAAGUAAAUUAGUGAGCUCGCAAACGAAUGAAAACUGUAAAAAGUUUGCUGAGGAUUGGGUUAGAAAUGUAAAGAACCUAAAAACAGGUGUUGGGAGUAGAACGGUUGGUGAUUUUGUACUUGUUGGAGGCUCUCCCAGGUUCGAGGUGUACAACAAUGAUUUCGGUUGGGGCAAACCGGUUGCAGUUCGAGCUGGACCGGGUAAUAAUAUUAGUGGUAAACUUGUACUUUUUCCGGGAAUUGAUGAAGGAAGUAUUGAUGUUCAGACAUCACUAUGGUCUGAUGUACUAGUGAAUCUACUAGGCGAUGUGGAAUUUUUAGAGCAUGUGAGUAUUAUGGUUUGAUAUACUAGUGAAUCUACUAGGGGACCUUAUGAUCUAUGUAUGAUUGGUUUCAUUAAGGAAUAAAACAGUUGAAUGCGUUUAUUUCAUAUGGAAAUAUACAAACCGAACAUAUACCUUAUAAGGGUUUAGCGAUUGAAUAUAUGAU
Eruca vesicaria subsp. sativa (arugula) is the source of this 1513-nucleotide messenger RNA. The record is from the annotation of a GenBank genome assembly. NCBI's taxonomy places the organism in Eukaryota, Viridiplantae, Streptophyta, Magnoliopsida, Brassicales, Brassicaceae.